Messenger RNA from Carlito syrichta (Philippine tarsier), 696 nucleotides. It is a transcript of the gene MS4A3, whose product is annotated as membrane spanning 4-domains A3. NCBI's taxonomy places the organism in Eukaryota, Metazoa, Chordata, Mammalia, Primates, Tarsiidae. The record is from RefSeq and is a predicted model, not a curated record. The transcript is spliced from 6 exons. Gene Ontology annotation, cellular component: membrane.
AUGGCUUCCCAUGAAACUGAGAAUGCAGAGCUGGGGACAGCCUCAGCAGCUGGUACCCCAGGCAGCAAGGUGGGACCACAGGGUGCACAUAAUUCUGUAUACCAGCCCAUUGAUGGAUUACAAGAUAAUCAGAAGGGAAAACUACAAGUCCUUGGAGCCAUUCAAAUCUUGAAUGGAGCAAUGAUCCUGGCUAUGGGUGUUUUUUUGGGUUCCUUAUAGUACUUAUCCCAUCUCGUCAGACAUUUCUUUUUCUUCACUUUCUACACAGGUUACCCACUGUGGGGUGCUAUGCUUUUUGUUGGUUCAGGAAACUUAUCUGUUGCAGCAGUGAGAAAACCCACAAGAAUGCUGAUGCAACACAGUUUUGGAAUGAACAUUGCCAGUGCUACUGUGGCACUAGUUGGGAGCGUUUUUCUCUCGAUAAAUUUAGCAGUUUAUGUCCAGUCAGUCAAGCUCUGUCACUCUUCACAGGCACCGGACUUAUGCAUUUACAUGGGCUCCUCAUCAAAUGGCCUAGUAUCUCUGAUGCUUAUCCUCACCUUGCUGGAAUUGUGCAUAACUGUCUCCAUGUCAGCUAUGUGGUGCAAUGCCAACUGCUGUGAUUCCAGAGAGGCAAUUUCCUCACAUCCCAGUUCUGUGGAAUCAGGAAUACCUCCUGAUAAAAGUAAUUCUGGGAGAAUGAAUAUUCAACCUUAA